Molecule: messenger RNA, 1142 nt
Organism: Ambispora gerdemannii
Lineage: Eukaryota; Fungi; Glomeromycota; Glomeromycetes; Archaeosporales; Ambisporaceae
Source: the annotation of a GenBank genome assembly
GAACUUGUGGAACGGAUACGGACGAAGAAAUACAACAACAUUCCGAAGCUGACAGUAAUAUUUUGGAAAAUUGGCAGGAGUAUUUGGCCGAUAAUCCAACACAAACAAAUAACGAGAAUCAUGACACUAACGAAUUGGAAUCUACAAGUCAAAAUAGACAAUUAAUUAAUCUAGGACAAAAUAACGAAACUAGCGAGGACGAGAAAGAAGGAUAUUGGUCCGAAACUCGACACUCCAACAAUUCCAGUGACGACCAAAUCAUAACCGACGACUUGGAGCGUACAGGAUCAAAUAACAACGAAAUACUUGGUUUGAAUAGCGGAGACGAAAACGUAUCAGUUCGGUCGGAUGACUCCAGUGUGCCCGAUCUGUAUCAAAUUGAUCAAAAUUGGGAUCUACACGUAAUUAAUAAUCUAAAUAAUUACGAUAAUCAGGAAUAUCUUCAAGGAACGGACGAAGAGAUACCUAGUGAAGUUUCAACUGAAGCAACAGGCAAUGAAAACGAAUCGGAUGACGAUAUGGACGGAGUAGUACAGGCAAUAGGAAAUUUACCGGUAGAACCUCUCGAUCGAACCAAUCAAACUACAAUAAUCGAUGGAAUAAUCAAACUGUUGAUAAUGGACCGGUGUGUUAUGAUUGUGGAGAAGCUGGUCACAUAUGCCCAAAUUGUCCAAAUGCCAAUAGAAACCAAACUGGUGGAAAUAAUUGACGAGAAUGCCAGGCAAGAUAAUUUAACUAGUAAUAGUCAAUCGACGAAUAAUCAGUUACUACAACAAUUGCAAGUGCUUACAGAUAUUAUUCAAGCCAAUACGAACGGAAAUGAUGGUUGUACAUAUCUUGGAACACAUGAGUAUUAUCCGGCCGAACGAUCUAAACCAAAGGAACGGUUCAACCCAACGGCCAAACAACAUAAUACGCGAAGUAAAGACAAGCAGAAAGAAGAAAUGACUGAUCCUCCAGUCAACGAAAAGUAUCCGACAACGAGGCUAACCCAACUGCUUCAGAGUAAGAGAACGAAUCAGAAAAAUUUAGAGAAAAAGAAUUUUUUAAUGUACACCACGACCGAAAACGAUUGGCAAACCACUCGACCACGAACUUGGAGAACUGAGUUUCCUGUCGAAAGACCAGAUUACAGUAAAUAG